AUGAGUGUGUUAGGGGAAGAGGACGUUGCAGCUGUUAAAAAGCUGGAUGCAGGGAUCAAAUGCAGCUGGAAGUGGGCCUGGUUUAAGCUGAAGGGCAAGGUAUCUGUCAAGGGACAAGAGGUGUCCUUUCACAUUAGGGAUUUCUUUAAGAAAGAUAACAGACAGGGAUUGGCCAGGUGUGUCCUGUGCCACAAGGACAUAAAUUAUGCAAACAAGGGCAGCUAUGCUUUGAUUGCUCACAUCCAAACUGAAAUACAUAAAAAGAAGAUGGAAGCCAUUGCAUCCACACAAAGUGUUGCCAGCACUUUCCUCCCAGCAUCAGCAAGCCAGAGUCAGGCAAGCCAGAGCCAACCAACUCAGGGCCCAGAAACUAUAAGGCAGCAGUUCCAGGGAAAGAUGCCAGUACCUGUAGUAAGCCGCAUUGCAAAUGCAGAGGUAGGUGUAGGUGUGUUAGAUACCACAGGCAGCAAAGACACAGUACACCAUCACUUUGUUUAUUCAAUUAACUUAAUUAUUACUAUUAUUAUUAUUAUUAUUAUUAUUAUUCACAAUCAUACACCAUCUUUGUAUUCAUUGCACACUCUGUGUUUUAGGCAGUGGUCCUUGGAGCCCUGGCGGAGCAUUCCAUCCCCUUUUCAAUGGCUCCUGUAAUUGUCGAGUUGCCCAGACCCUGUCCUUAGACAAACCAGCUCUGCAGGGAAUGAAGCUGUCACGGACAGCAGCGUCCUACAAGAUGAUACAUGGCUUGGGUAUUUUCUUACCUAGUAUUUCAGUGUUUUAAUUUCUAUCUUGGUGAACUAUAUGUUAUACUGUUUUCCCAUAAUAUUGCCAUAUUUGCCAAAUUAAUUGUGAUGGGAUUUAUUUUUAAUCAAUUAGAUUAUGCAUGUAAUGUGACAUCUGUCCAACUUUGCUAGGGCGGACGUUCUCAGAGAGGACAUUUUCAAACAUGAGGAGAUUUUCCUUUUCUUUGAAUACUGAUGAGAGCACCUCCAACAACAACAAAAAGGUUGGUUUCAUAUCAUAAUACUGCCAUCAAAGUGUCCUUAUGUUUAUGCUUCAGUGCGUGCCCUUUAAAAUACUGUGUGGCUAAAUAAAACCUUUGUAUGUUAAAGGUCCUCUCCAUGCUGGUGUGCUAUUACCACGCUGACUUGCGGAAGGUGAUGGUGGAGCAUUUGGGGUCCCUGAAGAUUCUACGAGUCGAUGCCGCUUCAUUGGAGAAGGUCCUCUUCGAUUUCUUUGAGAAAAACAACAUUCCAUGGCACAACCUGGUUAGUUUACUGGUGGAUUCCUGUGCUGUGAUGAGGGGCAGCAAGACUGGCCUUGAGAUCAGGAUUCACCAACAUUGUCCAAACCUGCUGGAUGUUGACUCCUGUCACCACAUACACAACGCCGCAAAGAAAUUUUCCAAGGCCUUUGAUGGGUAUUUGGAGAGGCUAUUUAGUGACCUCCAGGUUGACCACCAGUGGAGUCCAGACCAGGUAAACAAAAUGCAAGCAUAUUUGACACAUCAGUACUUUACCAUCCUCUUGCAUUCCACCAAUGUCAAUAUAUGAGCCAUUUUUGGUAUUAUGGUGAUUUGUGUUUGGAUUGGUAUUUUGGUAUUAUGACACCUGCUGGUGAAAGUCUGUAUUGCAUGUUACAUUUUUUAAUAUAGCUGAUGGGCCACCCAGCCUAAAUGUCACAGGUGAGCAGUCUGUCUUGGUAAAACAAAGAACUGAACAUUUAAAAAUUGUGGCUUUGGAAAGUCUAGACCAUGGCUGCUGACCUGACUGUACUGCAUUAUGUCAUGUGUAGAUUGUGUGUGUGUGUGUUUUCAUUUCGUUUUCUCUCUUUUGUCAGGUGAUGUACCUCAAGGAGGAUAUUAAAUCUCCCCGCCUCCAGCCCACAGAGGGGCUUUGUCAAUCAUCGCUGGCUCUCUGCCUAUGA
This is a messenger RNA of Xyrichtys novacula (pearly razorfish), 1926 nucleotides long. NCBI's taxonomy places the organism in Eukaryota, Metazoa, Chordata, Actinopteri, Labriformes, Labridae. The record is from the annotation of a GenBank genome assembly.